AAAGAUUCUUACCUUAAUUAAUAACCACACACAUUCUCUUCUCCUCCUCUUCGACAAUUUGAAACUCUUCGCGUACCACUUCACACUCUCGUUGUUGAUUCCAAUGGAGGAUUGUCACGAUCCACUUCUCGCAUUCAAUGCUUCUCCGCCAAGUGAAAGCUUCUCUCCCUCUGAGGAAGCUUCUACAGUAUCAAGCUCAAUGACUUUAACAAUGGCGGAUCUCGAUGUAGACGGAUUGAUGGAAUCGGAGCAAUCUAGUGAUCUCAUAGCGUUAGACGAUGAACAAUCAAACCAAGAACUGAUGGAAUCGGAGCAAGACAGUGAUCAGAUAGCGUUAGAUGGAAAACUUGUGUUAGGGUUUCCUUUAGCAUCUCCGGAUCUAGUCAAUUGCGGAGGUUCACCUGAUAUACCUAGCUAUGAAAAUUCACCAGACAUUUCUCAGAAGAAGCUCAGAUUCUCCACUGAGCUUUCUUUAGAGAAUGGAAUCAACCGCCGCUCUGUGAAGUUCUCAGCUAUUAAUCAAACGUUUGGAUUUGAGUUGUCUCCUGUGUCUUCCUUUGAGUUACCUUCACCACAUGGGAACUAUAGGGAGAGUACAACUCCAGUGAUGAGUAUAAACUCAGGUUCUACAACUUUUGAUGUGACUCUGGAUGAUGUGACUUUCUUGAAGGAUGAGUUUUUCAGUGGAGGUGAAACUUUCACCACUGAUGCAGCUGUUGGUGAUGAAGAUGAGAUUUUUUUAUAUCAAACAGCUCGGAUUGGCGAUUUCACUUACAAGUUUCAGUCGUUGGAUCCUGGGGAUUACUUCAUUGACUUGCAUUUUGCUGAAAUUGAGUUCGUUAAGGGGCCAGCAGGAGUUAGAGUUUUCGAUAUAUUUAUUCAAGAAGCAAAGGUUAUAUCCGGUCUUGAUUUGUUUUCGCAUGUAGGAGCAAAUACACCUCUUGUGAUAGCUGAUAUAAGGAUGCUCGUUGGUUUAGAAGGAGAGUUAUCUAUACGGUUAGAAGGAGUGACUGGAUCCGCAACUUUGUGUGGCAUUUCUAUUAGGAAGGAAGCAACAGCUACUUAUUGUGAAGACACUGGAGUACUAGCGUUGAAAGAAAAAACUGACACUGUUCUGUCUCUGCCACCUCAAGAAAAUGUAGACUGCAAGAAAGAGAUCCAUGAGAUGAGUAAUGCUUACUGUGAGCAGCAGAAUAAAGAGAUGGCAGAUAUGAAGAGAAUGGUUGAGGAACUUAAACAAGAGAAUGAAAGAAAGAGUAGAGAAUGCGAAGAAGCAUUGAGUUCUCUCCGUGAGCUUCAAAAUGAGCUAAUGCGCAAGUCAAUGCAUGUUGGUUCUUUAGCCUUUGCUGUGGAGGGACAAGUCAAAGAAAAGAGCAGAUGGUUCUCUUCAUUAAGAGAUCUGACAAGAAAACUGAAGAUUAUGAAAAUUGAGCAAAUUAAGCUGUUGGAGGAGGCGUCUACAUACAAGUUGCUAGUCCAAGAUAUCAACGAGUUCAGUUCUCACAUCCAGUCCAGAGUAAAACAAGACGCAGAAUUGCAUGAAAAUCUCAAAGCCAAAUUUGCAGCAGGAGAAAAAGAGAGGAAGGAACUAUACAACAAGAUCUUAGAGCUAAAAGGAAACAUCAGAGUCUUUUGCAGGUGUAGGCCCCUAAACUCUGAAGAAAUUGAAGCAGAAGCAUCAUUAGGAAUUGAUGUCGACUCAACCAAAAAUGGGGAGGUCAUAGUCAUGUCAAAUGGGUUUCCCAAAAAGAGUUUCAAGUUCGAUUCUGUUUUUGGUCCUAACGCUUCUCAAGCUGAUGUUUUUGAAGAUACUGCUCCUUUUGCUACGUCAGUCAUUGAUGGAUACAAUGUUUGCAUCUUCGCCUAUGGCCAGACUGGUACUGGAAAAACGUUUACCAUGGAAGGAACUCCAGACAACCGUGGUGUGAAUUAUAGAACACUGAAAAACCUGUUUGAGAUAACUAAAGAACGAGAAAACCGUUACAGUUAUGAGAUUUCGGUUAGUGUCUUGGAAGUCUACAACGAGCAAAUUAGAGAUUUGUUGGUCACUGCUUCACAAAAUGCAUCUGCAGCGAAAAGAUUUGAGAUAAGGCAAGUGAGUGAAGGAAACCACCACGUACCAGGAUUGGUUGAAGCACGCGUGACAAGCAUAGAAGAGGUUUGGGAUGUGUUGAAAACAGGAAGUAAUGCAAGGGCUGUUGGUAAAACAACGGCUAAUGAGCACAGCAGCCGAUCUCACUGCAUUCACUGCGUAAUGGUGAAAGGAGAGAAUUUAUUGACUGGAGAAUGCACAAAAAGCAAACUAUGGUUAGUUGAUUUAGCAGGAAGCGAACGGGUUGCAAAGACAGAAGUGCAAGGAGAGCGGCUCAAAGAGACUCAAAGCAUCAACAAAUCAUUAUCUGCUCUUGGUGAUGUCAUAUAUGCUCUUGCCAAUAAAAGCUCUCACAUUCCUUUCAGAAAUUCAAAGCUCACCCACUUACUUCAGGAUUCUCUAGGAGGAGAUUCAAAGACCCUCAUGUUUGUACAAAUCAGUCCUAAUGAGAAGGACAACAGCGAAACGCUAUGCUCACUAAAUUUUGCUAGCAGAGUUAGAGGGAUAGAGUUGGGACCUGCAAAGAAGCAGCUAGACAAUACUGAACUCUUGAAAUACAAACAAAUGGCUGAAAAAUGGAAGCAAGAUAUGAAAGUAAAAGACGAGCAGAUUAGGAAAAUGGAGGAAACAAUGUUUUGUUUAGAAGCAAAAGUCAAGGAACGAGACAUUAAGAACAAAACUCUUCAAGAAAAGGUUAAAGAACUUGAAAUGCAACUACUGGUAGAGAGGAAGCUGGCUCGUCAACAUGUAGACACCAAGAUCGCUGAGCAGCAAACGAAACAGCCUUACGGAGAUGAAAACAACACAUCAAAGAGACCACCACUAGCAAACAUACCGUUGAGAAGCAUCAAGAUCUCGAACGAAACCUCAACUUCGAAAGAAAUAGUGAAUCUAACCAGACCACCACUCUCAGAGAGUACCACAAGCAUCAGCUAUGUUCUACCUCCUUUACCAAACGUUGGCGUCAAGUACAACGACCUCAUGGAGAAAGAGAACAAUCCAGAAAUGGCUGAGAGAUUGCAAAUAUCAAAGAGUACAGGGAGAUUCUCUAUUUGUCCAAAACGCAUUCUACCACCUCCAGCUCCAAGAAGGAGUACUCUUGUCCCAAUGCCAACAUCAACUUCACCAUCACGGCCUCAUGGCACUAGCCAAGUGCUACGCAUCAGCCCUAAGCUGCGUAAGAGUAAUGGGAAGAUGCUGAGCAGCAUACUGAGACGGAGCAUGCAAAAGAGAAUGCAAAUGAAACCUUACCAGAGACAGCAGCCUUUGAGAAGAGUUGGGAUUAAUGUAGGAAUGGAGAAAGUUAGGUUGUCUAUAGGAAGCAGAGGAAGGUUAGCUCAAAGAGUUUUGUUGACCAAUGCUCGUAAGGCAGGUCUAAAGGAAACACCACUGAAACAGAUACAAAAGGAGAAAGAGAGAUGGAUCUGACCUUAUGACAUAACUUCUCAUCUAGUUAUAUUUAUUAGAGGAUGAUUGAUAUGUAUUAUCAUCCUCUUGUGUUAGUUUGUGGAUUUGAUUUGAUCGUACUGUAUAAAUAGAUUUUUUGGCCCUUAUGUGUUUAUCAUUGGUAAUAGAGUCCCAGAUCCUUC
Molecule: messenger RNA, 3681 nt
Organism: Eruca vesicaria subsp. sativa (arugula)
Lineage: Eukaryota; Viridiplantae; Streptophyta; Magnoliopsida; Brassicales; Brassicaceae
Source: the annotation of a GenBank genome assembly